UUCAUAUUCCUCUAAUACCUACAGUCGUCCAAACCGAGUUUCUCUUGUUAUCUCCCUCUUCCCUGCUCCCUUCGUCAGUUGUGGGGUUAUUUAUUUUCAGGAGGUAACAUAAAGGCAAAUUAGGAAGACAGUUAGAAGGGGAAUCACAGGUAUUCAAGGUCAAGCUAAGAUGCCUGCCCAGAAGAUUGAAAUGGGUUACAGUGACACAGUUCAUGAUGUCUCCAUGGAUUACUAUGGAAAGCGUGUAGCAACUGUCUCAUCCGAUACCACCAUAAAAAUAAUUGGGGUAAGCAACAACUCUGCUUCACAACACCUUGCAACUCUGAGUGGACAUCAAGGCCCCGUCUGGCAAGUUUCCUGGGCUCAUCCUAAGUUUGGAUCAAUCCUUGCUUCCUGUUCCUAUGAUGGUAGGGUAAUAAUCUGGAAGGAAGGGCAUCAAAAUGAGUGGACACAGGCUCAUGUUUUCACUGACCAUAAAUCAUCCGUCAAUUCAAUUGCUUGGGCGCCUCAUGAAGUCGGACUCUGCUUAGCUUGUGGAUCUUCCGACGGGAAUAUCUCUGUCUUCACUGCACUAUCCGACGGUGGCUGGGACACAACCCGGAUCGACCAAGCUCACCCACUUGGAGUGACCUCAAUUUCAUGGGCCCCGUUCACGGCUCUUGGUGCCUUAGUCGGAUGUGGUGUACUGGAUCCUAUACAAAAGCUGGCUUCUGGCGGUUGUGAUAAUACAGUGAAGGUGUGGAAACUAUGCAAUGGAAAUUGGACGAUGGAUUGCUUCCCUUCCUUACAGAUGCAUGCCGACUGGGUGAGGGAUGUGGCUUGGGCCCCGAACUUGGGCCUUCCAAAGUCGACUAUUGCCAGCGCUUCACAAGACGGGACCGUUGUGAUGUGGACGAUGGCGAAGGAAGGUGAGCAAUGGGAAGGCAAAGUUUUGAACGAUUUCAAGAUUCCUGUUUGGAGGGUGUCAUGGUCCCUAACAGGGAACUUGGUGGCUGUGGCUGCUGGGGAAGACAAUGUCACACUGUGGAAAGAAGCAGUUGAUGGGGAGUGGCAACAGGUGACAAUAGUUGAUUAGCAUGAUUUACUUAUUCCAUUUUUCUAGUAACAAUCCUGGUUUUUUUUUUUUUUGGCAAUUUUGAGAACCAGCUGGUUUUCACUUUGCAUGGUUUCAAAUUCUGGUGCGUUAAUCUGACUAUCGACUUAUUUUUAAGUUUUAAGUUUAGGGUAUUCUCUAAUCA
Diospyros lotus (date-plum) is the source of this 1238-nucleotide messenger RNA. Its product is annotated as protein transport protein SEC13 homolog B-like. The record is from RefSeq and is a predicted model, not a curated record. Bases 170 to 1075 code for a protein of 301 amino acids. Gene Ontology annotation, cellular component: COPII vesicle coat; nuclear pore outer ring. NCBI's taxonomy places the organism in Eukaryota, Viridiplantae, Streptophyta, Magnoliopsida, Ericales, Ebenaceae. Gene Ontology annotation, biological process: protein import into nucleus; COPII-coated vesicle budding. The transcript is spliced from 2 exons. Gene Ontology annotation, molecular function: protein binding; structural molecule activity.